Dentiscutata erythropus is the source of this 164-nucleotide messenger RNA. The record is from the annotation of a GenBank genome assembly. Lineage: Eukaryota; Fungi; Glomeromycota; Glomeromycetes; Diversisporales; Gigasporaceae.
AACUUGUUGAUGAAAAAUUGGAGAAUGAGCAAGUAAAUAAUGAAAGGAUAGAUAAUAAAAGAGUUUGUGAUAAAAAAGUUGAUAAUGAAAGGGUAGAUGAUAAUAAAAGUGUAGAUGAUGAUAAAAGUGUAAAUGACAAUAAAAGAGCAGAUAAUGCUGAAAUG